GCCUGGGAGGGGUGGGCAGACCCAGGGUGGGGAUGGGGGAAUAAAAGCAGGGUGACCAGAGAGGUGGUGAUCACUGGCUCUAGAUCUCUCCCUUCUGAGCUUCCUCCGCCUCUCAGCACACUAUGGCCCAGCGCCUGCACAGUCCCCUGCUCCUGCUGGCUGCUCUGGCCCUGGCCCUGGCUGUGAACUCCCAGAGAAACUCCAAAGUCGGAGCCCCAUGGGAUGCAGAUGUCAAUGACAAGGAUGUGCAGGAGGCACUAAAAUUUGCUCUCAGCGAGUACAACAAGGCAAGCAACGAUGAGAACCACAGCCGUGUACUGCAGGUGAAGAGUGCCCAGAAGCAGGUUGUGGCUGGAAUAAACUAUUUUCUGGAUGUGGAGAUAGGCCGAACCAAAUGCACCAAGUCUGAGCCCAACAAAGAGAGCUGUCCCUUCUAUGAGCAGCCAGACUUGCUGAGGAAAAAGCUCUGCUCCUUCCAGAUAUACACUGUCCCCUGGCUGAGUGAGAAAUCCCUGGUGAAGUCCCACUGCCAUGAUGCAUAG
Molecule: messenger RNA, 542 nt
Organism: Acinonyx jubatus (cheetah)
Lineage: Eukaryota; Metazoa; Chordata; Mammalia; Carnivora; Felidae
Product: cystatin-C-like
Exons: 3
Coding region: 123-542 (139 amino acids)
Molecular function (GO): cysteine-type endopeptidase inhibitor activity
Source: RefSeq, a predicted model, not a curated record